Messenger RNA from Diaporthe batatas, 2052 nucleotides. RefSeq lists its product as uncharacterized. The record is from RefSeq and is a predicted model, not a curated record. Bases 1 to 2052 code for a protein of 683 amino acids. Lineage: Eukaryota; Fungi; Ascomycota; Sordariomycetes; Diaporthales; Diaporthaceae. The transcript has a single exon.
AUGGAGGUGGUAGGGGACGCGCCUGGGGCCUCUUCUUCGCCUAAUAACUCGAAUGCCACCCAUACAGCUCUCGAUCCACUCUUGCCCGAGAUCCGCGUCCUGGAGUUGCUGCCCGCAGCAAAUUUUGACGCACCGCUAGAGUGCCGGCUGGUUCACCGACCUCUUUACGGCAACUCUCAUGAGUACGAAGCCUUGUCAUACGUAUGGGGGGAGCCGAGAUUUACAGCCGAGAUCACCCUGAACAAUGAGCAGUACUUCAUCACUCCAAAUCUGGAUUUGGCCUUGCGUCAUUUGAGGCGCCCAUCUGCGGAGCGCACACUCUGGGUUGACGCGUUGUGCAUCCACCAGUCUGACCUCGUGGAGCGUAGCCAACAGGUUCUUUUAAUGAAAGACAUCUACAGUCAUUGUACCGUCGACCUCGCCUGGCUGCCGACCUCCGCAGAGCCGAGCCGGUUUUCGUGGGAGGUUGGCAAAAUCCACCAAGCCUUCGAGCUGAUGAAGAGAAUCAGUUUCAAGGAUGCAGAGACCCUGGCCGAGAUGCAUGAUGGACCCCAUGGGCACAGCAAUAAAAGGGCUGAGAGUGGGGCCUUCCUGCUGGGUGUUGAGGAACAAAUGGCACUCACCGUGGCUUUUGGCGGCGCGGGCAUCUGGUCUCGCAUAUGGACCAUGCAGGAACUCGCAUGCGCCCCGCAGGUGAGGCUGGUGGCGGGCCCCCAUGAACUAGACUGGGCCGUGGUGGCCGCGUUCCUCGGGGACAGACCCUAUGCGGACGCUUUCCACGCGGCCUUCGGCCAUCGAGGGAGUGGCAGGGCGCUUGAUCUCUUCUUUUCAGGAGUCGUGAGGGUGUACGACCAACGGCUGGCUUUUGCCGACGGAAACUACCGGUCAAAUCUUCUGGACACCCUGGCCCGGUUCCAGCGGAAUGGAGCCAGUGACCCGAGGGACUGUGUAUAUGGCCUCCUGGGCCUGGUUACAGGUCAGCACGGCAUUGUCGUUGACUACACUAUAUCAACCAAACAGCUCUUCAUGGAUACAGUGACCUCCGUCAUACAUGCCUCGCAAGACCUCGACAUUCUUUGCCAGACGGCCUUGAUGACUCGUUAUCGCUCCGAGAAUCCGCAUGGGCUGCCCAGCUGGGUGCCUGACUUCUCCAGCAGCUUCUAUCCCGACGCACACCGGGCAAUUCUGUUCGCGCAGCGUGGUAUCUAUGCCGCUGGCAGGGCACAUCUCAACGCUCCGUGUCAUGUCAUCGAUAAUCACUUCCUGCCCCUCAAAGUAGUGGUCCUCGGUUGCUUGCAGGGUGACGAAACCGUGCAAACCACUCGUCAUAUCCGAGGGUUCACUUCGGUCGGAGACUUUCGCACGUGGCAGGUAGAUAAGGCUUCCCAGAAAGAUUCCCUGACUUGGCAGGUAUUCGGAGCACCCCUCACAUGGCUCAAGACUUCCGGACUCGGAACCUGCAUGUUAUCGGGUGAGACUCGAUAUAUGAAAACUGGAGAGACAGCAAUGAGAGCAUACUGGCGAACUCUUGUCAUGGAUUGCGGUGGGUACCCGAUCACACGACUUACAGAUGCUGAGAUACUAGAAAACGAUCUCGCUUUUAACAAUGUCCUCGACUUUUUGGUGGACAAGGACAAGGUGGAAUGUGCAACAUCGAAGCAAACCCAUGAAAGGUCGAUAGCUGCAAAACGGCCUGACGAGCAUCUUCCCAUGGGUGGGGGCAAUAAGAUGGCUACCGAGACUUUGCUUCGUCUUUGGGAAAGUAUGCCGGAAAAGGUAUCGACGAUGUGGUGUCGGAAUUACCAGUUCUGGACCUUCUCGGUGACGGAUAACGGCCUGUACACAAUGGUCCGAGAUUCAAUAGCUGGAGACAUCAUUGUUUCCGCCGAGGGAGCCAAAGUUCCCUUGGUUCUGCGCGAGCGAGAAAGUCACGCUGGGUGCAGGACAUAUUGUCUCGUAGGAACAGCCUAUGUGCACGGAUACAUGGAUGGGGAAGCUUUGGACAUGAUGAGAAAAGGGGCACUGCGCGAGGAAGAAAUUCUUUUACGAUGA